This is a messenger RNA of Closterium sp. NIES-65, 1662 nucleotides long. NCBI's taxonomy places the organism in Eukaryota, Viridiplantae, Streptophyta, Zygnematophyceae, Desmidiales, Closteriaceae. The record is from the annotation of a GenBank genome assembly.
AUGGAUCUGGUCCGACGUGGCGUGCUCGUAGUGGUGCAGCAACCAGUAGAGGACGACGAAGCAGGCGCCGGUACUGAUACUAGCAGCAGCCGGCGGUUACCUCGCGAGAUCUUUAUUCUCGGCACGACGCACGUGUCGGAAACGGCUGGUGAGGACGCCAUGCGGGUGGUGCGGAGCGUGCAGCCUCAGAACGUGGUGGUGGAGCUGUGUAAAAGCAGAGCACCCAUAAUGUACGACCCUGUACCGGACCCCAACCAGCUCUCAGUGCCAAGCUCUGAUGCCACGGGUGCUGCUGCUGCUCCUGCUCGCGAUCUAUUCCUCAUGGGAGGAGCCAGCCUACCUCAGACGCUCAUGCGCAGCAUCCAGCUCGGAGGUCAGUCCAGCCUGCUGCUGCGCCUGCUCCUCUCUUUUGUGUCUCGCCGGUCCGCCCAAGCAGUCGGCGUGCAACCGGGGCAUGAGUUCCGUGCAGCAAGGGAGGCUGCAGAUGCGAUUGGGGCACAGAUGGUGCUGGGAGAUCGACCAAUCGAAAUCACUCUGCGCCGUGCAUGGAAGGCCCUUUCUCUUCUCGACCGCGCUCGCCUCGCCUCUGCUCUCCUGCAAGGCGGGCUGAAGGGGGGCUCUCUGGAGCAGAGCGAGUUGAAAGGAGCGUUCUCAAGACAGCGUGACUCUACUAAUGGUCAAGGGAUGGAGGGUUUAAAUAUGGAUAGAGAUGUUGUGGGGAGUGGGGGAGUGGUAGAGAAGGACGACGCGGAGGGAGAGGAAGAGGUCGAGUUUUUGUCGGCUGUUUUUCAGGAAGUUGCACGGCAGUUUCCUACGCUCAUCGGGCCACUGGUGCAUGAGAGGGAUGCGCUUCCGUAUCAGGAAGCUAGCAUCGAUGGCGGUUCGGCUAUCAGUGACGGCUCUUACCAAUGGUUCACCACAGCAGCCUCGCCGGCACCAACAACUGCUGGUGCUGGAGUGGACACUGCUUCCUGGAAGCUUAUUGAGAGCGCGUUCGGGUUCUCCUUCCUCUACCCGUCCUCCUAUAUAGUCACAAUUAACCGCAAGAACGACCCAGCAGACGCCCCACUCACAGCAGACGGCGCUCAGGCCCUAGCAGUCGUGGGCAACUUUGUCACUUUUGACACGAUGAGUGUCAUUCGCUAUGCCUUCACUCCAAACCCCGACAAGCUCGCUCCUCUCAUCCAACGCAUCCUGCCCAAUGGGAAUCUGAGCACCUCAUUGGUGGAGGACACGGUGUUCCCCAACCAGCCAAUCAUAGAGCUUCCUCUGGAUCUCCAAAAGAUCCUCUCCGCCCUGGCAUCACCUGCCGGACUCAGUUUCGAUGUGAUAACGGAGACGUGCAGAGGGCGGAUAGAGGAGGGGAAGGGGGGCGUGGGUGAGUGUGUGUCAGUGCGAGGGGCCGAUCUUGUUCAGCCAAUCGUGCGCCGCCACAUAGGCCGGAUACUCCUGUCAGAAGGCUACCUCUACGUCAUCACUGUGGCGUGCACCGAGGCACGGCGGCCCGAAAUGAGCACCCUGCUGCAAUGCACCACCCGCAACCCCCUCCCCCCACCCACUCCCCCACUUCUUCCCCACAUCUCCCCUCCGGGCUACCUCUUUGUCAUCACUGCGCCGAGCAUCAAGGCAGGGCGGACAAGAGUGAACGCACAGCUGCAAUGA